AUGCAACAUAUGAGGAAACAGAAUCACAAGAGGAAGAUUGUUGUGAUGAGUGUUGCCGUUCCUGCACUAGAAGAGCCUGCAGUGACAGUGCUGCUAGUUUUGGCUUUUGCCCCUAAACAACCUCCAAAACUCGUGAUUGUAGGACGCCGAAAAAACGGCUCAGGAUUUUUGUGUGAUGACAGAGUAACCUGCAUCCCACCCUCUGACCUCUGUAAUGGAGCUCUGAACUGCCCCAGUGGAGCAGAUGAGGACCAACAUAUGUGUAGUGAUCUGCCGAACAACCUUCCGAAUAACCUUGUUUUCCGUUGUGGCAAUCCACGCUUCUGGAUCUUCACUGACCAAAAAUGUAACUUUAUUAACAAUUGUGGAGACUGCUCAGAUGAAAUUGGAAUUUAUUCAAGCUGUCCAUCCUGUGGAGCAGAGGGGUGGGCCUGUACACCUGUGGACUAUCAAUACUGUGACUGCAUACCCCGCAGUCUGUGUCAGGACGGUAGACAGCACUGUUUUGACUGGUCUGAUGAAUACAUGUGCAUCAAAGGAUAAUAUGCAAAGGUUUCCUCAAAUGAAUAAUUGGGCAACAUGCGUACCUAUACAGGGAUUUAAACCAUCCUGUAUAUAAUUAAUAAUAUAUACAAGGUCAAGAAAAGUAUGUGAACCUUUUGGAAUUUCGUGGUUUUCUGAAUAAAUUUGUCAUAAAAUGUGAUCUGAUCUUUAUCUAAGUCAAGGGUAUUGACAAACAUAAUGUGUCCGAAAAUAAUAACACAAAAAAAAAUUUGUUCUUUAAUGUCUUUAUUGAGAACAAUCAAAAAACUUAACAGUGCUUGUAGAAAAAGUAUGUGAACCCCUGAGUUAAUGACAUCAAAAAAGCUAAUUAAAGUCAGGUUUUAGGCCACUUGGAGUCUUGUUAAGAUAAAACGUUUGGAGGUGUGGACUACAGCUACUUUGACUGAUAAAAACCCCUCAAACUUUUGGAAUUGGCUCUGCACAAGAAGAACACACUUACAUGUGCCAUGACUUUUCAAAAAGAGCUUUCAGAGGAGCUACGAUCAAGAAUUGUUGCUUAACAUAAAGCUGGAAAGGGUUACAAAGUUGAUUUCACCAGUCUACAGUUAGGCAAAUAAUCUACAAAUGGAGACACUUUUGGGAUUGUUGCUACUCUACCAAAAAGUUGGCGCCAAGUCAAAAUGACACCAAGAGCACAACGAAGACUCAUCAAUGAGGUAAAGAAACAACCCCGAAUAACAGCCAAAGAUUUGAAGGCAUCAUUGGAACUUGCAAACAUCUCUGUUCAUGAGUCCACAAUACGUAAAACGCUGAACAAGCAGGGUAUCCACGACAGGACACCACAAAGGAAGCCACUGCUUACUAAAAAUAACAUUGCUGCACGCCUGAAGUUUGCAAAAAGAGCACAUUGACACUCCACAGCGAACUGGCAAAAUGUUUUGUGGCCUGAUUAAACUAAGAUUGAACUAUUUGGAAAAUAACACACAGCGCUACAUCUGGCGUAGAAAGGGCACGGCAUAUCAUCAUGAAAACAUCAUCCCAACUGUAAAGUAUGGUGGAGGAAACAUCAUGAUUUGGGCCUGGCCAGCUUGCAAUCAUUGAGGGGAAGAUGAAUUCCCAAGUAUAUCAGACAAUUCUUCAGGAUAAUGUGAGAAUGUCUGUACAUCAGCUGAAACUGUGGAGAAGGUGGGUGAUGCAACAGGACAACGACCCAAAACACCGCAGCAAGUCCACAACAGAAUGGCUUCAGAAAACAAAAUCCACCUUAUGGAGUGGCCAAGUCAGAGCCCAGACCUCAACCCAAUAGAGAUGCUAUGGAUUGACUUGAAGAGGGACAUACACAUGAUACAUCCAAAGUAUAUACAGAGCUAAAGCAGUUCUGCCAGGAAGAAUUAACUAAAAUUCCUCGUCAACAAUGUGCAGGUCUGAUCCACAGCUACAGGAAGUGCCUGGUUGAACUUAUUGCUGCCAAGGUGGUCAACCAGUUAUUAAUUCUAAGGGUUUGCUUACUUUUUCAGUGUUAUCUUGAAUGUUUAAUG
Molecule: messenger RNA, 2042 nt
Organism: Misgurnus anguillicaudatus (oriental weatherfish)
Lineage: Eukaryota; Metazoa; Chordata; Actinopteri; Cypriniformes; Cobitidae
Source: RefSeq, a predicted model, not a curated record